AUGUUUCAUCACGAUUUUCACGACAACCUCCCUCUCCACCUAUAUUCUCUUCCCAAUCCCGUACCACAGCCUCAAGAAACAUCCUAUACUCGCCACGAUCCCACUCAAGACACGGGCCUUGGACCAAACACCAGUCAGAGGACGUGGGAUACAACUUUUUGGCCCCCUAUUCCUUGGGGCCUUUCGACUCUUCCUACCGCUACCGCCCAAGCCCAAGUAGACGGGGCAAGGCUCGACCCAUAUUUCGCAGGCGCCGACACGCGCCAAUCACCUCCUCGACCCAUCCUUCAGCAGCCACUCUCCCAAGGCAACGCCCAUCACGACCCUUCACUGGGCGCCUUUGAUCUCGAAAACCUCGGUGACUUACACCGCCCCCGACCUUCACCAUCGCCCGCACCUGCCCCCACCACCAACUAUCUCGACCAAUAUCUGCCCGAGCAUCUCCAAUUACCAUGGGUCAUAGCCUCUCCUCCAGUCAAAUUUGUUGCUCCCGCGCCGGUAAGGACAGAGUAUGGUGACCGAUAUCAUCAGCUGUUACAGACGAAAUUGUCGGACUCGCCUGUGACGCCGUCUACAUCAUUUCUUGGCCCUGGGCCUGGGGGAGAACCAUGUGCGUUUGGGCAGGUUGCGACGAAUGCGCCUGUGACAGACUUGAACGUUGGAGAACGAUUUGACGAGUUGCUAAAGAUGAAGUUGAGGUCGUGCAUCUCGGACCCGUCAGCCUCUACAUCUGGGGCGUCUGGCCAGAGUGAACGGGCAAGAGAGAGAUACAAAAUCCACGCCAAUCUUCGCCGGAAUAUCCUCGAAGACGGCUGCGGCAUGAUGUCUAGCGGGGCUGUACCUACCGUCGUCCGGCGGGGCAGUUUCGCAAGGCUCGGUCAAGAUAUUGGUCUUGGUCCUGACGUUGGUGCUGGGAGUAGAAAGGGGAAAGAAAGAGCCUGGACUUAUGACGACAAUACCAUCUCUCCUCCACUCUCCCGCCCGGUCUCUCACUCGCCUGCGCCAGACUUUGCAAAUCCGCAAGCAUGGUCCGACCGUCUCCCUGCUCGUUCCGCACCGACAACGGGGAUGGAUCCAGGGUAUCCCGAGACACUCUUCUCAGACUAUCUUCCUCGGCCUUUGACGCAACAAGAGACGCAUCAAGCGUACCCCCAGUCAUUAUCCGUACCGCCGUCGACCUCGUACGAGCAGAGUCAAAGCCUUGAUGUACCCCUCGAGAAGAGCAUUGGGUUUUCAAUAUGUGGCAAUCACGGUAGUCAGUCUUCGUCGCACUGGGACAUGGCCGCCGCUGCCGAUGACAACACCGAACGCCGAGCUUCGUUCUCUAUCUCCCCACCAUUGCCCGCUCACCCAUCCGUCCGAUUCUCAUGCACGCCCACCCACCAUUCUCCUCCUCCUGCGCCCUCGCGCCCUGUUUCUUCGCUUGAUACCGCCACCAAAGAGGCCUCCACCUCAUGGCAAACCCCAGACCCAGAUACACCCCCUGUCCUCAAGAUCAAAGUCCACAAACGCAAUGUCCUCCCGCCUUCUGCCCAUGAAUUGGAGGAUGCGGAUAUCCAUCCUGUUAUACGGAUGAUACCGUCUUCGUUCCCGCUCUUGCAUGGCGGUGGUGAUGGAUGUUUUCGUCCUUCUUUUGGGGAUGGGGAGGGAGAUGAUGGAGAAGGUGAUAAGGAGGGGGAGGGGAUGGAGACGGGGAUGAGGAGGGAGCCAAUUGUGAAGAAGCGUGAAAGAUCGAGCAAAGGCGAGCGGAAGGCCUCUUCGCUAUUUGGCGAUAUCGAGAGUCAGAACGAGUCAGAGGAAGGCGAGGGGUUUAUAAGGAAGGGCAAGAAUGGGCGAAAGAUCUAUGCCAAAACUUCUAUUGCUUGCAACUAUUGUCGGGUCAAGAAACUCAAGUGUGAUGGUGUUAGACCGAUCUGCUGUCACUGCGCGAAACGAGAAAGCACGGACUGCGUCUUUUCCGCGACACUCCGUCGCCGAGGUCCUGCGAAGACGGCACGUCGUGGGGGUGCGCAGAAGACGGCAUUUGCGAGGGAGGAAAUGUCUUUUCCGGAUGAUGACGAGGAGGCGGGAAGGGGAGGAAGGAUGGGAGCGAAUGUGUCGAUGUUGAGGGAUGAUCCUCCGCUGGGAGGGCGAGGGAAGAUAGCAGGGUCGCGAGGCUCGAAGAAGCGAGGGAGAGCAGGAGGAGAGCAGGAGAGAGAAGAUGCUCGAGAUGCUGGAGAGUAUCUUCCUCAGCGACGUCGUUCUUCUCGCAUCGACGAGGAUGAACAGGAAGGGGAUCAGGAAGAGGGAGAGGAUGGGGAUGGAGAAGAAGAAGAGGAUGAGGUCGAGGAUGCUGGAAGAGCGAAGCUACCGAUGUCGCAGUCAGUCAGUAUAGGUGUGACGCUACCGACAUCGGGAACGAGAGGUGGAUCGAGAAUUCUGACGAGGCGAGCUUGGGAUUGA
Messenger RNA from Cryptococcus wingfieldii CBS 7118, 2442 nucleotides. RefSeq lists its product as hypothetical. Gene Ontology annotation, biological process: regulation of DNA-templated transcription. Gene Ontology annotation, molecular function: DNA-binding transcription factor activity, RNA polymerase II-specific; zinc ion binding. The record is from RefSeq and is a predicted model, not a curated record. The coding region runs from base 1 to 2442 and encodes 813 amino acids. NCBI's taxonomy places the organism in Eukaryota, Fungi, Basidiomycota, Tremellomycetes, Tremellales, Cryptococcaceae. The transcript has 7 exons.